AUGAAAAGAGCGCAUGUACUCCACACUGGUGGAAACUAUCACUUACUAUUCCUCAAUACCUACACAAGUUAUCAUGCAUGGUUUAUUUCCCAUAAAAACGCCUUCCAAUAUAUUUAAAUAUAUCAGUUAAUAAUUACCGUGAAAAGUUGUCUAACAUCCGACUAUUGAUAUGGGCUGUAGUGCCGCAAAAAAUCUAACAGUAGAACCUUUGGAUGGCAGUUUAGCAAAUGGACAUACAGAAGCAAGAACUCUUCCAGUCUCACCGAAAAGGCAACCAAAUAUCCCUCCACUGGAAGCGGAAGAUCUUCAAGAAGAAUUAUUAGAAAAUGCAGCUGUGAAUAAUGUUCAACAAGGAGCAAAUGGAAUGUCGUUUGAAAUUGCAUUUGAAGAUGACGAUACUGAUGAGAGCAUUGUAAAGAAACAUCCUCCUAAAAGAAUAUUAGAACGAUUAGAAGAUCCACAUUCUAGUCCCGUUACUUUGGAAAAACUCCAAGAAAAGUUAGAUGAAGCUGAAAUUAGAAGACAACAGAUACUCGCACAGAGAAUUCAGUCAGCUAAAAUAAGAAAUCAAAUGAAAAAAUUGCACUUAGAUUCCAACACAGACGAUGAAGAAGACGGUGAUUUCCUCAAGGUUCCAAAAGAAGAUAUUUCUUCACGUAACAAUACUUACGAAAUACCUUAUGCUUAAAUUUUGUUAACGAUAAAUUUAAUAUUUAUUUAUUUAGAAAAAGUCAUAUUUAUAGUUCAAUAUCGUGUAAAUUUUUAAUUAAUAGUAACAAACUAAAAAUUUUGUCUUU
Molecule: messenger RNA, 797 nt
Organism: Diabrotica virgifera virgifera (western corn rootworm)
Lineage: Eukaryota; Metazoa; Arthropoda; Insecta; Coleoptera; Chrysomelidae
Exons: 4
Coding region: 170-688 (172 amino acids)
Biological process (GO): regulation of microtubule polymerization or depolymerization
Source: RefSeq, a predicted model, not a curated record